This is a messenger RNA of Ictalurus punctatus (channel catfish), 1440 nucleotides long. RefSeq names its product chromosome 4 C15orf61 homolog (gene c4h15orf61). The transcript is spliced from 2 exons. The record is from RefSeq and is a predicted model, not a curated record. Lineage: Eukaryota; Metazoa; Chordata; Actinopteri; Siluriformes; Ictaluridae. Bases 834 to 1304 code for a protein of 156 amino acids.
ACACUAUGAAUGGCAGUGUUUAAUAAUAAUAUGGCCAACGAUUCCUUUUAUCCCAAAAGCUUUGGGUUGAUUUCAGUCAGGCAUGUGUUCUUAUAACAUGACACGUCUGGGUGAAUUGCUCGAAAUGUGCUUUGUGUAACAGGUGCCUACUAAAUAACGCAUACACAAACGUGCAACAAAUGGCAAAAGCAUGUAAAUAUAACUGAUACUUUCUUAAACUGAAAGAGAAACAUAAAUAACUACGAAUUAUAACUUUUUUUGAACAGCACUGGUUAAUUAUUGGAUGCGGGCGAUUAAAGAAAACUCUCUUAGUAAGUAUUGAAUUUAAACGGAACCAAAGCUACGCUGUUGUUUCUAGUCGGAUAGUAUAGCGGCAGUGCACGCUAGGAUUAGCAAGCUAUCAGGAAAAGCUCAUUGGGGUCGCAUAAACUCUUUUAUGCGUUCAUUAAGGUUUUACUGAGAUUUCUAUAACGCGACGAAAAUGUUUUGGUACUUGUUGUUUUCGUCGAGGGAGCUGUUACUAGCAGUUAGCUGCUAUGUCGAGCUGCCUAGCCAAGCUAAGCAUGACUUAGGUUUACAAAGCUCGAGCAGUAUCCUUACUUUGUCAUAACGGGAUAUACAACGUUACGGGUCCUGCGUCUCUGGUGCUCUUCAGUUUUCCCGUGAAGGAAUGCGCAUGCGUAUGAGACUUAUCUAACAUCUCGUUCCACUGCGGUUGAGUCGUCUAUCUUUAGAUAUGCUUGAAUAUUUGUGUAAUCAGAGGUUGUUGUGAGGGGAAAAUUGGAAAUUGUGUAUUAGCAGGGAGUAUUAUAGACUUUUGAACCGACAGGGCAAUGACAGGAAUUCUGCGAAUGGUCCAUAGCUGUUUUUUGAGGCUUGUGCUUUUCCCAAGUACAUUUCGGAAUAAGCGUUCCCGUCCAGCUGCCUCUGAGGUUUUGACCUGCCAUCUUGACCAGCGCAAACUGCCACCCUGGACAUCAUUUUGUGUGCGCUACAGUGCUGUAAUCAAUGACCAGUUUGGCUUGUCCAACUUCAACUGGCAGGUACAAGGUGCCAACUACCACGUCCUCAGGACAGGAGCCUUUCCCUUCAUCAAGUACCACUGUACCAAAGCGCCUCCACAAGACCUUGACUUUGAAAACAAAUUCUUUGGCAUACUCAAGGUCAUCAACUUGGGUAUUCCAUGUCUGGCGUAUGGCUUAGGCUCAUGGAUAGUGGCUGGUGUAACAGAAACUGUGCACACUUCAGCUGGCCCAAUCACUGUUUAUUUUGCAUAUAAAGAGGUAGACGGUGCCAAGUACUAAUGCUGCAUGGAUUACUGCAGCAUUGUGUCCUUGCUACAAAAAUGAUACCUGAAGACUGAAAUGAAAUCUGUACAUUUGCUAUACUGAAUGUCAGACAACAGUACUGAUUUAAUAAAGCUUUUUUCACCAUUUUAAA